Protopolystoma xenopodis is the source of this 234-nucleotide messenger RNA. The record is from the annotation of a GenBank genome assembly. NCBI's taxonomy places the organism in Eukaryota, Metazoa, Platyhelminthes, Monogenea, Polystomatidea, Polystomatidae.
AUGCUAGCAGCUCUAUCAAAAUGCUGCUAUGGUGCACCUGUGAAUGUUUUAUCUUCGGGCCGACAUGAAAACGGUUUAGUUCUAGGCUCUCCAGUGGCUAGAGUUUAUGGGAGUCUAUAUGGCCAAAUGGGGCUAAAUUGGGCCCUUGACAUAACACGAGAGGCUGACAGAAGAAACCUGUUCCGCAAAAGACUCAGUCCUCAUGAGCUUCUGCCUCGGCUUCAGCCGGGAUGA